GAUUAUGUUAUUUUUCAACAUGGGAAAAGCUGGACUACAAUACCCAGUUGCCUCCCGGGCCCGAUUCUGUUUCUACUCUGGUUCCCGGAGGGCUCAGCAGGACCUUUAAGGACGAAGGAGCGGGUGGAGACCGGAACACAGGCGAAGGCGGCCGCACAGCCCUCUGGGAAACGGAGUCCUGGCGUUGGGGCGGAAGGUUCUGCGUAGGGAAAUUCUGAGAUUCACGCGGCACCGGAAGUGGCUGCGAGGAGGCGCCCGUGAGAGGAAUAGGGGCUUCCGCUUUCCCGGAGUUGGGGUCGCGUCUGUUAAUUCGGCGGACAGCAGUCUCAAGAAUGUUCCUGCUGUUGUUUCUGUUGCUGCUGUUGUUGCUGGACAUUUGGGCAUCUCCUGAUGUGUAAGCUGCAAGCUGUAUACAAGUUUUCAAACUGCUAACCAGUUCUCAAGAAGGCUAACCGUGGGGAACAACACUGGAGAGGCCGGGAACCAGCCAGACCUCACCAGGUUCGCGGCUGGAAGUCAGGACAUCCGCAGGUAGACUCAUGUUCUGACUCAUCCCACUUCUGGACAUUUUGGGGGCUCAUCCAGCAUGGCCAGGAAAUCAGCCCUAGAAGGAAGGAAGACUUUCUCCCAGUUCCCUUGUCUUUCCUGCAGCCCUGCCCGCCGGGAACGCGGAGGAGGAGGGGGAACGUAAACGAGGACUCUGGCUGCUGGGCCUUAGUUGGCUAUGACUGAGGAAUUUAAGACCGUCAAGGACGUGGCCAUGGACUUCACGUUGGAGGACUGGGCGCCGCUGGGGCUGGACCCGGGGAACAUGUUCUGGGACACGGCCCUGGACAACUACCAGGACCUCUUCUUGCUGAACUCCCCCAGAUCCAAUCUGACCUCCUAUCCAGAUGGUGGGGAAGAGCUGGAAGCCUUGGUGAGAGGAAGUCCAGAAGUUGCAGGCCCUGACAUGGAUCAAGCCAAGAACUCUCCUCUGCUGCAGGACUUCUUGGGAGAAGGACUCCCCCAGGAGAUUAUGGAGACAUUUUCCAAGGAUGGCCUCUGGAACUCCAACUUGGGAGAAGCCUACAUGGAUGACAGCUGGUUAGACAGUUUGGUAGGAGAUCCAGAAAGUUUUCUGAGAUCUGACAUUGUCACCAACGUGGCAAGUCCCACAGAGUACAAGAGUCAUGAACUCAAGAGUGGCCUCAGUCCUCAGCCCCUCCUCUUCACAGGAGAGGAUUCUGUGAUCCAUGAUCUUCCUGAAGAAAGCCUGAUGCCAAGUAAGUCUCAGGAAUGUAGGAAUGACUUUAGCAACCACUCAGACCAAAGUCAGCAGGAUAUUGUCCAGGGAGGGGAGAAACCAUAUAAAUGUAGUGAAUGUGAGAAGUGCUUCAGCCGCAGUUGCGAUCUUAUCCAGCACUGGAUUAUUCAUAUGAGAGAGAAACCCACUGUGAAUGAAGAGUAUGAGAAUAGUUUUGACCAGAGUUCGUGCUUUUUUGUGAAUCCAACAACUCACACAGGCUACAAAUCCUAUGUGUGUAACAAAUGUGGGAAAACUUUUAGUCAAAAUACACACCUUCUGUGGCAUCAGAAAAUUCACACUGCAGAGAAACUACAUAAGAGUCAAGACAAUGACUGUCCAUCAGGUCACGGUUCACAGCCUGUGGAGCAGCAGAAAACCCACACAGGUGGUAAAUCCUACAAGUGUAACGAGUGUGGCAAGAGUUUCAGCCGAACCUUUGGUCUUACUCAGCAUCAGAAGACCCACACUCGGAAGCGCUAUGAAUGUGCCAAAUGCAAGGUGACUUUCAACUUUCGCAAAUACCUCCUCCAACAUCAAAAAAUUCAUACUGCAAAAACUACCUUUCAGUGUCAGGAAUGUGGGAAGGCCUUUCAGCAGAGCUCAGCACUCAUCAAACACCAGUCUGUUCACACUGGAGAAACAAUGUACAAGUGUGGUGAGUGUGGGAAAUCCUUCAGCCAUAUCUUGACCCUAAAGAGCCACAAGAGGGUUCACAGCCGAGAGAAAUCUUACAAAUGCAAUGAAUGUGGGAAAGCCUUCUACCGGAACACUCACCUUAAUGAGCAUCAGAGGAUUCACACGGGUUACAGGCCCCACAAAUGUCAAAAAUGUGUCAAGACCUUCAGCCGGCCCUCCCACCUGAUUCGACACCAGUCCGUUCAUGCCACAGAAAAGCCCUAUAGCUGUGCCAAAUGCAAGAAGACUUUCAGCCAUAAUGAACACCUUGUUCUACACCAGAAAACUCAUGCUGUGGAAACCCGCUACGAAUGUCAAGAGUGUGGUGAACGCUUCAUUUGCAACUUGACCCUAACAUGCCACCAGAGCGUUCACACCCGAGAAAAACAAGGACUUGACGAGAGCGGGAAGAUCUUGAAUCAGAACUUAGACCAGAAAGAGCAUCCAGGGAUCAGUGAGAAGCACUUUAAGUGUAACAAAUGCGAGAAAACCUUCAGCUGCAGCAAAUACCUGACUCAGCACGAGAGGAUUCACACCCGGGAGAAGCCCUUUGAAUGUAACCAGUGUGGCAAAGCUUUUGGCCAAACUAUACAGCUUACCCGCCACCAGAUGAUCCACUCUGGAGUGAGGCCAUUUAAAUGUGGGGACUGUGGGAAGGCCUUCAACCGCAGCACCUCCCUCACCAAACAUCAGAGCAUCCACAAGAGUGAGUUCCCCUUUAAGUGUAAUGAAUGUGGAAAGAGCUUCAGCCAAAGUGCACAUCUCUCAGAACAUCAGUUGAGUCACACUGCCGAGAAACCCUUUAAAUGUAACCAGUGUGACAAAAUCUUUGUGCACAGUAACUACCUUGUCCAGCACCAGAGAACUCAUGCUGAAAAAAAGUCCUUCGAGUGUAAGGAAUGCGGAAAGACAUUUCACUACAGCUGGCACCUUUCUAAACAUCAGAGAGUUCACACAGGUGAACAACCCUAUAAAUGUGGUGAUUGUGGGAAAACCUUCAGUUUGAAUGCUCCAUUCAUUCGACACCGCAGAGUUCAUACUGGAGAAAAGCCUUACAUUUGUCAGGAAUGCGGGAAAGCCUUCAGCCAAAGCUCGUGCCUUUCUGUUCACCGGAGAGUUCACACCGGGGAGAAGCCUUACAUAUGUGCUGAAUGUGGGAAAGCCUUUUCCCAGAAAGCAAAUCUGAGGCAGCAUGAGAGAAUUCACACUGGAGAGAAGCCUUACAUCUGCGACGUGUGUGGGAAAGCCUUUGGCCUCAGUGCCCAUCUCAGUCAGCACCAGAGAGUUCACACCCAAGAGAAACCAUAUCCGUGUCAACACUGUCAGAAAGCCUUUCCCUGCCGCUUAGGUCUACUCCGACAUCAGCAAGUUCACACUAAAAAGUAAGAAGUAAAACACUACAUGUGGCCACUGGGUGGCAGCAGGGUCCCCCGUCAUCUGAGAACAUCAUCUGAGGCCUAAAGUUGAAACUAUUACAUUGUAGGCCCUCCCCAUACCCUCGGCAAAACAAAUAAAUAUCUUUAUUGAUAAAAAUUAGAAAACUUGCACACAAUUUUCAUUAAAACAAUGAAAACACAAAACUGUAGUGUCCAAAUUCAUAGGUGGACUUGAACCAGUCUACUGAGUUAAAUCCCAGCUCUGCCAUCCACUACCUAAGUGAUCUAAGGAGAGUCAUGGAACCUCUCAGGGCCUCAACAUCCUCAUGUAUAUAACAAGCACAAUAAUAGUUACCUACCUCAGAGGGCUGUUGUGAGGAUAAGGAAGUAGAUGUAAAGCACUUAGAACUGAGUGCCCAGCAUGUAGUAAGUACUCAUCAAGCAUGGGCUACACAUAUAUAUCAGAUACAACAGAUACAUAUUCUUUUAUGUUAAAAGGAAGAGAAUUAGCAACCCUCUAUUUACUGCACUUAAUAUUCUUAACUAACAUUAUACAUGGCUUUAAUUUUUAGUUUUUCUCCAAAAUACCCUUGGCUUAAUUCAGUUCCCCAAACCUUAAUCUUUUUUUAACAAGAAGUCUAGCCUUUCCCUUUCCUCCUCUCUGCUCUGUCCUAGUAUUUUCUUAACUAAACCACAGAAAGCCAAGAAGACCACGUAAACUAACAUCAAAUGGCUAAAACUUGCCACUCCUAACAUCCUAAACCUGUGACUCAAAAGGACCCCUCCCACAUACAUACACAUGCCACCGUUUCCCAUGAUCUCCUUCCCCAUUUAAAGUUGUUGGUUGUAUAGUAUGAGACCCAGUUUGUCACGGGAGUUAAUGAUACUGGAAACAGCUGGAUUCAGUUAGGAAAACUGCACUGGAUGUUGCCACACAGCUAAUAUGAUCUCUACAGAGUAGCUUGGUGGAAAUUGUGAUGUAUGGUAAUAACAACUGCUGGAAUGUUCCUUAUUCACCAUUUGUCCAAAGCACUCACCAGGUGCUUUGCUAGGUGCCAGGAUAGAAGCUUCUGGAAUCCAAGGGAAAUGAAUGGCCCCAUUUUCAUAGAGGAGUGCUGUUUGUUGACAAGUGACAUCUUAAAAUGCCACAUUCCCUCACGUCACAGCAAGUUCUAGGAUCACCGAUUGUUGGAAGCCCAGUGAGGAAACAGUGCUUCCUGUUGGAGCCCUUGAGUCAAUCACUCACCUUGGCCAGGCCUGUUCUACAUCUUAGACUCACCUCAUGGAACCACACACUCUGCUUCCUCUUGAUGGCACCUCUUCAGCUCUGGGCUUUUGUGUCCCACUCACUAAGCAACUCAGUCACCUGUUUGCUGAAGCACAAUCUUAGGAAGACAGGACACACACUUCAAAUGUCUUUCAUAUUUUUGGUGCUAAAAAAGUUUAGGAGUAUGUGCCCUGUGCUCUUGGGCUUUUAAAAUCUUGCACCUUGCGUUUAGCUGGUUGAUUUUAUUGUUGAAACUAGGAACUUAAUGGCUGACCGUUGGGCCCACAGCACAGUGGGGAGAGUACUGGUUUUCUAAUGGUUGAAAGGUUCAACUCCCUGCUCUUGGUCCUUGCCCUUGGAAAUCAGUCUAGUCUGGGCAUCAGGGCUGUUAUAUACUAAAGGGGUGUACAAAGGGUUGCGGGUGGGGCAGAGGUGGGAACUCAAAUUGAGAAGUGUGUUCAAUGAGAAUUUUGAUACCAAACAUACAGGUCAGAGGCUCUGUAGAAAAUCAGCAGCCACUAGAUGCGGGGAGCAGUCUUUGUAAUUAAUGACCUGUGUUGCUGUUGGCCAGUGUAGAAACACCCUUCAUGUAUACAUGUUGGUUCUCUGAUUAAAGUUUUGAGUCUAAAAGUGUUGCUUCCUUCUCUCAGCCUGGUGCCACACACCUGGCUGGAUGCUGGGCAUAGAGUCCCUGCCUGCCAAGUGCUCACAUUCUAGUGGGGGGGAGGGCUUGUAAUGGUGAAAAACAUCCCCCAAGAGGGCAGUUAAGGCUGUUUUCCCAAAGUGGGCAGGGCAUGGACCACAGAGGAACCACACAAAGCCGGUCCUCAAAUACAUCACCAAACCACUUUUCCAUUCUAGUACAAUCCUACUUAAUUAAGAAGGAAGAGUGGGCAGCAUUGUGUUUACUCAAAUUACAAAGACACAGCAGACUUCAGGCUCAGGCAAUAAUUUUAGCUGGAAUUUAAUAUUAUUUGGUUCUCUUGGCAUUUAUUUUCACACCUCCUCGCCCC
This is a messenger RNA of Rhinolophus ferrumequinum (greater horseshoe bat), 5619 nucleotides long. It is a transcript of the gene ZNF473, whose product is annotated as zinc finger protein 473. The record is from RefSeq and is a predicted model, not a curated record. Bases 725 to 3349 code for a protein of 874 amino acids. Lineage: Eukaryota; Metazoa; Chordata; Mammalia; Chiroptera; Rhinolophidae. Gene Ontology annotation, biological process: regulation of DNA-templated transcription. The transcript has 6 exons.